Molecule: messenger RNA, 2624 nt
Organism: Haplochromis burtoni (Burton's mouthbrooder)
Lineage: Eukaryota; Metazoa; Chordata; Actinopteri; Cichliformes; Cichlidae
Gene: stx19
Product: syntaxin 19
Exons: 5
Coding region: 894-1802 (302 amino acids)
Biological process (GO): exocytosis; synaptic vesicle fusion to presynaptic active zone membrane; intracellular protein transport
Cellular component (GO): SNARE complex; endomembrane system; plasma membrane
Molecular function (GO): SNAP receptor activity; SNARE binding
Source: RefSeq, a predicted model, not a curated record
CUUCUCAAGUCCCUGGUACUUCUCUGUUUUCUUGUUCUUCAUCUUCUUUCUGAUGUUAUCCGCUGGGAUUGCUGCAUCGAUUAAACCACCACUACGUCUAGUUGGUUGGUCAGCAGCUGUUUGUCUGGAACUUCAAGUCCCACAGGAUCUUAGCCCUGUUGUUCUCAACCACCUUUGGUGCUGUCUCCCAUUGGGAGUUGGGGACUUCUAGUCUAUAUGUAGCACAGAUGUUGCUAAACACUGUCUCAACCACUUGAUUGUCCUUGUCAGGGUACACUGUCCCAACUUGCGUCUUACAUCCUGUUGCACAGUCUUCAACUCGGGUUCUGUCAGCUGUGGCAGACUCCUGCCUCUAUAGAUCUGGUGCUUAGGGCUUGUUCUUGUGCUGCCAUGAUUAGAGUGUCUUGGUUGUCCUUUAGGCUGGCCUUUUCUAGCCACUAGUAGGAUUUCUUGAUGUCAGCCACUUUCUCUGUUGAUGUAUGCAGGGGCUUGGUUGUUCAUGAUAGUUCCUCCUCCUGUUCCUCGUUGCCAUAGCCAUCCUCUGAGUAGCUCAUCUUGUGGACCAUCUUCCCGAAUUAACUGUGGAUGCUUUGUGUUUCCUCUUGAAUUGUGGCUCUGAAUCUCACUAAUUCUUACCUUCUCUCUUCCCAUUGCACUUAGAACUUCAGGCCAUUGGACAUUGGGUGCAGAACUCCAUGCAUUUUGAGAAGCCUCACACUUUUCCAAUCUGAAUGACGCCCCAAUGCCCUUGCAGUAGAUCCUGCAAGCUAAUCGGCUAGUUCACUCCCGGCAUACAGCUUGAUGUCAUCAUAUGGGAGGAUUUUCUCAUCAGCACUGGCAAGAUCUUUACAUACUGUAAUAACUUAUAACUGUGAGAGGAGUGCUUUUUCAUAAUGAGAGACAGAUUGGUGGAGUUGCAGCAGAAGGCUCAAGAGUUAUCUGUGGUUGCAACUGAGAAUACCAAUCCUUUCUCAGUGGAGGAUGAUGAUGACGACUCUGUGGCGUUUGGGGUCAUAAAGCCACAAGCUGUGGUGUUUGAGGAGGAGCCAGUCAUUCAGGACUUUCUGUCAGAGGUUGAGCAUAUACAAGAUGACAUUGCAGUGCUGGAAACAGAGGUCCUUAAGUUCACUCAACAGCAAAAGACCAUGGUGGCAACCAUGCGUCGUUUUAGUGUGAUGAAAAAAGAGAGCAGCAUAACACGAGACAUAAAGCUCAGGGCUGAAAGCCUCCACCGUCGUUUAGACAACCUUUCGAAACAGGUCCAGAAAACUAUGGAGCAGCAGGGACCUACUGCUGCUUUAACGAGAAUACAAAGCUCCCAACAUGCAGCACUACUCCGCCGCUUCCAGCAGGUAAUGCGAGAGUAUAAUGAAGGCCUGCUGACCAAGCAAGAGCGCUGUAAGCACUUCAUUAUCCGGCAGCUGGAGGUAUCAGGAAAACCUGUAACAGAGGAGGAGGUGGAUGAGAUGGUGGCCACCGGAAAUUGGGAGGUGUUCAACGAGAACCUGCUGAAUGAUGUCAGAAUCACGCGGACACAAUUAUCUGAGAUCGAACAGCGACACAAGGAGUUGUUGAGCCUGGAGAACAAUAUGAAGGAGCUUCGGGACCUCUUCAUGGACAUUUUCAUGCUGGUGGAGGAACAGGGGGUCUUUAUUGAACACAUUCAGACCAAUGUAGAGAUGACGCAGGAUUACGUGGUUGCAUCUAAUGAGAAGUUUAAGGCAGCUGCCAGGUAUAAGAAGAGGAACCCAAUUCGACAGCUUUGCUGUUGCUGCUGCCCUCCAUGGCGAUGCUGCUUGUAAUACAUAGAAUAAUUUGAAUCAUAGCUUAUUGGAAAACUGAUUUUACUUCAUUUUACCUGUUGGAAGUAAGUAACACUGGCUUUCAGUACCGCUAAAGUGACAGGAAAGGUACUGAACUUUUGGCUGUUGAACAGAGCAACAGUGAAGACAGAUUCAACAGAGCAUAGAAACCAAUUAGGGGGAAUGGGCCAGAAUUGGUAUGGGAGGCACCUAUUUCGUUCAAGAAGGUGUGAAGCAGCUGCUAUUAGAAGAGACAGUUCUGUGAGUGCUACUCACCAACACUGUUGCUUACUGGAGACCUUCACUGUCAUCUGACAGAGGUCACAAACAAGGGGAGGCCACUGACUUUGCUACAUCAGCAAGACUGAUAUCUUACCGAUUUUUCUUUUUUUUUUUUUUUUCUUUUGUCCUGCUACACGAACUCUUGAUAAUGACUUGUGGCUUGUUUUUAAUACAUUAUCUGCACUUUAAAAUGUCUUUCCUUUUCUUUUGAGCACAAACAUAAAUUUACUUUAAGAGUGGCAUUGAGCCAUUAGAUAUUCAUUCCAGUCUUGGUCCACAUGCUGAUGGAAAAAAGUUGUUUUACAAUUAGUCAUUAGUCUCAUUUGCAUUUCAAAGUAAGAUCAUUUUCAGUGAAAGAAAAAAGUAAUUAAUUUAUGCACUUUCACAUAGACGUAUUCAAAUAAAACUUUGAAUAAUGAGGCUUGAUCAAAAUAUUUCUGCCAUAAUCACAAAACUGCAGGAAAUCAUCGAAGCCAUUUGUGUAAAAAUAAGGGCGAAAAUUACAUUUGAGGAAAUUCAUUAAAUUCUUUAUGUUUUGCA